CCAGCUCUAACACAUACGUGCCUUUCGAAUUUGGCUGCGCUUUUUCUUUUUUAUUAUUCAAAGCAAAGUCGUGUGUUUUAUCUUCUGUAAUCGCUUUUGAGUUGUGUUAAAUUUCCAAAUCGCGGAUCGUCAACUAUAAAAGUGUGGUUAAAUUGUUAAAUUCAUAGUUCAUUUUCUCAAAUACUUGCGUUUUGACGGCAACAUCUGCGUAUUCCAACAUACAAAAUUUGCCAUGUGGCUUGUACAUACAUAGUUGAAAAUAUUUUUUGUUCUUUUUUUGUUGUUUUAGAUUCUAUUGCGCAUUAUUAAAAGUAGAUCAGUGCUGUUUUUUUGAAUCUGAAGAUUUUUUACACAAUUUGGACACACAUACAUAUGUAUGUAUUGCCGUUUGUGUGUCAGCUCGUAAAAUCCAACGAAAUUCUCAACACACGCACACACCUCUUCACCAACGCUUGAGGGUAUUGGUGUGUCCAUUGGAAUUGCGCUGAAAAGCUGAUGUGAUAUUUCAUAUUGGAAAACGGACGCAACGCACAACAAAAAGGAAAAACUUGCUUACCCAAAACACUAGACAAAAAGUCAAAAAUUUCUACCUGAAACGUCACGUUAAAUUGAUCUUAAUUAUGUUUUCAAUAAGAACUAUAGAAAGGGAUAACCAAAAGAAAAUCGAAUGCAAGAUGAUAAUGGCAAAGGAUGUUAAGGGAUGGCGCGAGGGUUAUAAUGCAGCCGUCCAAAGUGGAAAUAUUUGGAUGAAAAUGUCCAUUGAACGCUAUAAUGAUGUAAAAACAUAUUUUUUUGCGAACUUCGUUGCCAUGCCAGGAUCUUUUGACGAUAUAGACGAAUAUGAGGACUUUAGCGACGAGUUGAAGCGCCUGUUCCUACCGCACGGCGAAACGAAGCUUAUGGAAUGUAAAUUCGAGUACGACAUCAUCAAGUCACCUAAAAAUUGUCAGAAAAAGUCAAUUAAAAAGAAGCGUUUCCGCAAGAUACCCAUAAAAACAGUGGCCCAAGAAUUAUUGGAAAUGGCAAGGGAGAUAUUUUUCUCCCAACUGACAGGCCGUUUAGGAACGGCUUUAGAUUUAAUUACCAAAGAAUUAAAAGUCACCUAUCCACCAAACGAGGAUACUCAACAAGAAGCUAAAAAGGAGGAAUUACCAAAGGAAGUCGUCAAUUUUUAUGAAAACCCUUUGGAAAAAACACGCGAGUGUAAUUACUGCUGCAACGAGAAUACAUCCAAUGUUAAAAGUGACGAGGAAAAUUCUGAUAUCGAAUAAACGACAGAUAUCCAUACUCGAGCUAUAAUAAUACAUAGUUAGCAUUGGGCCUUAUAUUUGAAAAGACAAACUUUCUGUUGGUCAUUGAACUGAUUGCCAUAUCAUGACAUAAAUAUCACGAAAUUCAUUUCUAUAUAUCCUA
This is a messenger RNA of Drosophila obscura, 1413 nucleotides long. RefSeq lists its product as uncharacterized. The transcript has 3 exons. The record is from RefSeq and is a predicted model, not a curated record. Lineage: Eukaryota; Metazoa; Arthropoda; Insecta; Diptera; Drosophilidae. Bases 621 to 1271 code for a protein of 216 amino acids.